Molecule: messenger RNA, 1571 nt
Organism: Phycodurus eques (leafy seadragon)
Lineage: Eukaryota; Metazoa; Chordata; Actinopteri; Syngnathiformes; Syngnathidae
Gene: mat2b
Product: methionine adenosyltransferase 2 non-catalytic beta subunit methionine
Exons: 6
Coding region: 448-1479 (343 amino acids)
Biological process (GO): S-adenosylmethionine biosynthetic process
Cellular component (GO): methionine adenosyltransferase complex
Molecular function (GO): methionine adenosyltransferase regulator activity
Source: RefSeq, a predicted model, not a curated record
AACGGCGAAACUUCCGUGUUCGCUACAGGCCACAAUGAGACGAUUGAUGAAGAAUAAUUGGACAAAUGCUUCACAUGCGACCACUGGAGCUGAAUUAUUACAUUCAUUUUCAAUGAUUAUCAUUACAAUUAUUCAGUUGUAACGCCCUAUUUAUACUACGACUGCAUAAAGUCGUAGCGCUAAUGCUAAACGCGUCGACGCGAGGGAGACUCGUGUUUUCUGUUUUACGUCUCUGUCGUCACGCGUUUCACGACGUUGGCGGGCGGUUUACGGUAAUUAGCUGGUCCUUUCAUCCGGAAGUUGAGCAGAGGAGACGAAAUCCGUCCGCACCAUCAAAAUCCGAAACUAAGAUAAAACGCUUAUAUUCGAUCAUUAAUCGACAUCACAAGCGUCUCGUCACACGUUAGGAACAUUGAUAAUUAUAAUUAUUGCUAUUUUUGAUCAAAUAUGAGCCACCUGACGAUUGACUUCAGGCCGGGACACGUGAAGUUGCUGCAGCAGGAGGACCCCCCGGCGGGCGGUCUUCGCGUCCUGGUGACGGGCGCGAGCGGCCUGCUGGGCCGCGCCGUCCUCCGGGAGUUCGAGAAGCGCGGCUGCGCGGCGACGGGGACGGCGUACCGCAGGGCAGGCCCGCGCCUCCUUCGCUGCGACCUGAUCGACGAGGACGCCGUCAAGGCGCUCGUGAGCCGAUGCGAGCCCGACGCGGUGGUCCACUGUGCGGCGGAGCGCCGUCCCGACGUGGUGGAGCGCCACCCGGAGGCGGCCGACGACAUCAACGUCCGCGCCACCGGCGCUCUCGCUAGGGAGGCGGCGACUACGUGUUCGACGGCCGCCGCCCGCCUUACGGCCAAGACGACGUCCCGAAUCCCGUCAACGCGUACGGACGCAGCAAGUUGGAAGGAGAGCGACAAACGCUUCGACACUGCGCACGUGAGUUCCGCGCGCGCCCGACGAUCGAGCUGUAUCGAUAACGCGCGCGACUCCCGUCGGUCAGGCUCGGCGGUUCUGCGCGUUCCGGUUCUGUUCGGGGAGGUGGAGUCUCUGUCGGAGAGCGCCGUCACGUCGCUGUGGCCCGAAGUCCUGCGGGCGGGCGAGAACCGGGCUCUGGACCACUGCCAGCAGAGGUUCCCCACGCACACCCGAGACGUCGCCGCCGUCUGCUGGAACAUCUGCCACGCGGCCGCUCAGGACCGAUCCAUCCGAGGAAUGUUCCACUAUUCCGGGAAGGAGCAGAUGACGAAAUACGAGAUGGCGCUGGCGAUGGCUCAGGUCUUCAACCUUCCGUCCGAUCACCUCGUCCCGCUGACGGAGCGGCCGGCGGCGGCCGCCGCUCCGCGGCCGCUCGACAGUCGCUUGGACUGUUCCCGUCUGGAGGUCCUGGGCCUCGGCGUGGAGCCGCGUGCGUUCGCCUCCGCCGUCAGGGACUGCCUGUGGCCGUUCGCGCCCGACAAACGCCGGCGGCAGACCGUCUUCCACUGAUCGCCGUGGCGACCGUCGCGCCGCCGUGCGCUCGUCUGUUCAAUAAAGUCUUCGCAAGCAAACACGUUCUUCGUUUCCAAGUUUGUGAGGGG